GAAUGAAAAAAAACGUCAUAAAAAACGUCGUCGUCGUCGUCGUCGUAGCUUCUAGUAGAAAUGUUUCUAAAUAAAGAAACCUUUUGAUUAGUCAUCCACAUAGACGAUACAAAAUUGCACGAAAUUGUUCAUCAUCUAUCUUGUGCAUCAACAACAAUUAUCGCUUGGUCAUUAUCAUUGUGAUCGAUCGAAAACGUUAAUUGAAAAUUGAUCAAUGAACUUAUUUGCUGUGUUGUGAUCAUCGACAAACAAUAAAGUUUUGAUCUUGUGAUUAUGUAAUCCCGUGUAUUGUUAAAAUUGAAUUUGUGAGUGUAAUUAGUACAACAAAUUAUUAUCUUCUCAUUGUAAAAUGUCCAAAAAGGCAACAACAGCCGAAAGUCCAUAUUUUUGGAUAUGUCAACGUUGCCGUUAUAGAAAUUCUAAAUUGGCUCAUCAAUGUUUUGGUUGUCGAAAUAGUAAUCCAAAUAAUUUGAAGUCUUCACCAUCGUAUCGGACUUCAUCAUCCACGUCAAAUAAUAAUAACCGUCGAUCCUAUGUGAUGACCAAUAAUAAAAAUGAUGAUCAACGACGAAAUGAUUAUUUCCAUUUAAAUUCGAUUAAUACGGAUAAUAAAAUCCGAAAAUCACCAUUACCAAUGCCACGGUUAUCAUUGCAAACAACAAAAACGACAAACACUCGGAUUGUUCCGAUAAAAAUCAUUGAUGUUAACCAUAAACGAAACAAUCAUGCAGUUAUGCCUUCAUCGAAUCAGAUGAUUUCAGAGAAUCGAAUCCGAACAAAAUCAACACCAUCCGAACUAUCAUCAUCAAAGAUUACUAGAGAGACGAAAUCGAAAAAUAGUGAACAACAAUCAAAACAAGUGAUUGAAAUGUUGGAAUUUUUUCGUCAAAACAUUCGAAAUAAAAUAACAUCGGUUAGUAACCGUUGGAGUAAAAGCUGUGAAGAAUUACCGGCAACGGCUGAUUUGGCGAUUAAAAGAUCAAAGAAUGAUUACAAAAUAUUGCUGUCUCAAUGUCGAAAAUCGUCAUUACCAUUUGUCGAUUCAGAAUUCCCAACGAACCGUUCAUCACUAUACAGGCUCCAUGAAGAUUCUGAUCCUCGUUAUGAUGGUUUGAUUUCCAAAUGGUCACGUGUGACUGAUAUACAAUUUGAACGACCACCAGAUGACACAGAUGAUGAUGGUGAUGAUGAUGAUGAUGAUGGUAAAGAUGUUGGGCCAAAAUCACCACCAUCAGAUAAAAAAUCGAAAAAAAAUCUUUGCAUUCAUGGCCCAGGAUUAAAAGUAACAGAUUUUCGCCAAGGUAAACUAGGUGAUUGUUGGUUAUUAAGUUCGCUUGCCAGUUUGGUUUAUAAUUAUCCCGAACAUCUGAAUUUAUUGAUUCCUGAUCCCAAACUACAUCCACAAGAAUGUGGUUAUCAAAUAUUUCUAUGUCUCGAUGGAAAUUGGUCAUCAGUCAUGAUUGAUGAUUAUUUUCCCUGUGAUCAACAUGGUCGACUUGUAUUCACUGAAGCAUUUGGUCGACAGCUAUUUGCACCGAUGAUUGAAAAAGCAUUGGCCAAACAUUAUUCCUGUUAUAAGGCAUUAAUUCUUGGUCAUACAAUUGAAGGUUUCUCUACACUUACCGGUAUGCCUAUCGAACGUAUCACAUUCGAUGUGAAUACACGAAAUUCACUUAAUUCACAAAAAGAAUUAUGGAAUCGUUUGAUGACCACGAUCAAAGAGAAUCAUUAUCUAGUUGCUGCAUCAUGUUCGGUCGAGAAACAAGGUCUUCAUAAAUUACAUGCAUAUUCUGUUCUUGAUGUAUGCACUGUUACCGGUUCAUCAUGUGGUGAUCAACAGGCUAUUCUAUUAGCAAAUCCAUGGGGUGAUCAACGAUUACAGGGUGAACUGCGAUAUAGCCAUGAAACUUUCCUACGACAAUUAAAGCGUAAACCAAAACAUGGAUUAUUUUGGAUGUCAUUACGAGAUUUUGUCAACUGUUUUAGCCAUAUGGAUGUUUGUAAAUACAGUAAAACAUGGUAUACUAAACGUUAUGAAUUUCGGCUACCAUUUCAAAUAGUGGAUCAACGUAAUUUCACCGUUUUUGAAUUGAAUUGUAAACGUAAAACUAGUAUUAAUUUUACCAUUUAUCAACGUAUUGAUCGUGAUCUAAAACUUAAAUAUCGUCUUUCAUUAUCAUUGGUAAUCUUUAAAAUAUGGCCAGAUGAAUCCUUACAAUUGGUGACAGCAAGUCCAUUACUAACGGAUAAAAUUGAAAAUUUUGAAACACUUCUUGGCCGCGGCAAAUAUUUGGCCCUUGUUUUUGGUUUCAAUCAUUGGGGUCUUACAUCUAGAUUAAAAGAAGCUCCAACAUUAGUGAUGGCCAUACAUUCACCUCGACGCGUUGAUAUUCGACCGAUUAAUCCUGAUAUGCAUCUAAUGGGUGAUCUACUCAUUCAAACGGUCAUCGGUAUUGGAAAGACUAAACGAAAUGAAGAUGUCGAUUAUAUUGAAUAUAAAUUAACUGAUUUUGCUGCAUUCAUUUGGGUGGUGGAAAAUCUAUCCGAAAAUCAAUGGCUAAUGAUACGUUGGAAUACGGCCGAAGCACGUGACGCAUUCAAUCUACGUUCAGCUACCGAAUCAGUUGAUCUGAUACCUCCAGGUUGUCGACAGAUUGUCUGCGUUAUGGCACGAGAAAGUGAUAAACAAAGCUGCCAAUAUCAUUGUACAUUUCGUGCACAAAGAUUACCACCUGAAUCAUCAACGACUAUGUUGAAUAUGGAAUCAUUAAAGAAUCACACGAACAAUGACGCCGAAGAAAUGUCCGUAUUGUUUGCACCAAGAGUGAUCCAACCAAAUCUAAUUGCUGAACGUAAUCGUGAAAAUCGAUUUGAUUUCACAAAAGAACCUGAUGGUUCUAUGUGUAUAAUUUCCUGAAUUAGAACAACCAAAAUCAACCAAAUCUAUAAUAAUCAAAUAAAAAAGAAUUCUUUUCAAACAUUAAAUUCAA
This is a messenger RNA of Dermatophagoides farinae (American house dust mite), 2990 nucleotides long. Its product is annotated as calpain-D. Lineage: Eukaryota; Metazoa; Arthropoda; Arachnida; Sarcoptiformes; Pyroglyphidae. Gene Ontology annotation, molecular function: calcium-dependent cysteine-type endopeptidase activity. The record is from RefSeq and is a predicted model, not a curated record. Gene Ontology annotation, biological process: proteolysis. Gene Ontology annotation, cellular component: cytoplasm.